This is a messenger RNA of Anopheles maculipalpis, 1328 nucleotides long. Its product is annotated as glutaryl-CoA dehydrogenase, mitochondrial. Gene Ontology annotation, cellular component: mitochondrial inner membrane. Gene Ontology annotation, molecular function: fatty-acyl-CoA binding; glutaryl-CoA dehydrogenase activity; flavin adenine dinucleotide binding. NCBI's taxonomy places the organism in Eukaryota, Metazoa, Arthropoda, Insecta, Diptera, Culicidae. The transcript is spliced from 5 exons. Gene Ontology annotation, biological process: fatty-acyl-CoA biosynthetic process; fatty acid beta-oxidation using acyl-CoA dehydrogenase. The record is from RefSeq and is a predicted model, not a curated record. The coding region runs from base 27 to 1313 and encodes 428 amino acids.
ACGUCCCCGUAUCAAAACAAGCAAGAAUGGCACUAAGAUUGUUGUUUGGAAGUAAAAUUGCACAACUGCAGCCGGUCGCUACUGGGCGUGGGAUUUUUGCCCGUUCCUGCCGAGCGGCGUCAACUGAUAAAGGUCCCAGCUUCGAUUGGGAAGAUCCGCUGAAUCUGGAAUCACAGCUAAAGGAGGAUGAAAUUGCGAUCCGCGAUUCGUUCCGGACGUACUGCGAGGAUAAGCUGCUGUCCCGUGUGAUCGAAGCGAACCGGCAUGAAGUGUUCCACAAGGAGAUUAUGCAGGAGCUUGGUUCGUUCGGUGUGCUUGGUUGCACGAUCAAGGGUUACGGAUGUGCCGGCGUUAGCAAUGUCGCGUACGGUCUAUUAACGCGCGAGGUAGAACGUAUCGAUUCGGGCUACCGGUCUGCAUUUAGCGUGCAAAGCUCACUGUGUAUGGGUGCCAUCAACGAUUACGGCAGUGAUGCACAGAAGGAAAAGUAUUUGCCCCGUAUGGCACGGGGGGAAAUUAUCGGCUGUUUCGGGCUAACCGAACCAAACCACGGCAGUGAUCCGUCCUCGAUGGAAACACGGGCCGUGCAUGAUCCGAAGACGAAAACGUACGUACUGACCGGGAGCAAAACGUGGAUCACAAAUUCGCCGAUUGCAGAUCUGUGCAUUGUCUGGGGCAAAACGGAAGACGGUAAGGUGCGGGGAUUUAUUAUCGAUCGAGCGGAAAGUGGGGAAGGUUUGGCAACACCCCGUAUCGAGGGGAAGUUUUCACUGCGUGCCUCGGCGACCGGUAUGAUCUUGAUGGAUGAGGUGCGCAUUCCGGAGGAUAAUUUGCUACCGAAUGUGAGCGGUAUGCGGGGACCGUUUGGAUGUUUGAACAAUGCCCGGUAUGGUAUUGCGUGGGGUGCGCUCGGUGCGGCAGAAUCAUGCCUAAAGGUGGCCCGAGGUUAUACGCUGGAUAGGAAGCAAUUUAAGAAACCGCUCGCUGCGAAUCAGCUGAUGCAGAAAAAGAUGGCCGAUAUGCUGACGGAGAUUAGUCUCGGGCUGGCAGCUUGUUUGCACGUUGGACGACUAAAGGACCAAAAAUUACACACGCCGGAAAUGAUUUCUAUGCUGAAGCGCAACAAUGCCGGUAAAGCGCUGGAAAUUGCACGCGUCGCACGUGAUAUGCUCGGUGGAAAUGGAAUCGCCGAUGAGUAUCACAUCAUCCGGCACGUGAUGAACUUGGAAGCGGUUAACACUUACGAAGGUACGCACGAUAUCCAUGCACUAAUUCUUGGACGCGCCAUCACCGGAUUGCAGGCAUUUGCUUAGGAUAGUUUGAAUGCU